GGGGGGCUUCGCUUGGUGUACUGUACUCCGUAAUGCGAUACACAUUCAUUCGGUAUGCGGACGCGAAACCCCUUCCUUCAGGUUUGAGCCUCAGCUCUUACAGGAAAGAUUAAAGAAAUGCACGUAACGGACCAUUCUGAUCUGCUUGCAGAGGUUCCCUAUCAUCAGGGCCGCUCAAAGAAUGGUCACGGUCGUACAGUGCUUGGUCACUUCGGGGAAAUUUGUACAGUACUCAUUACUACCGGUAUAGAUCUUUUGACCAGGAUAACAAUGUCGGCUUACCGGGAUCGAUAUAUGGCAUGUGUAUUUUUUUUUCACGGUCGCUGGACCACAAUAUGUUUUAGUCUCGACUCCCAACCCAGCUGGGACUGACCGACCGACAAUACAAUGGAGCCAAUAGUUAAUAAGAAGCAGGUAUUCUGAAUAUCAAGUUCUCAUAUGAGAUUCAUUCGGUCAAGAUUCUCCUCCAGCUA
Aspergillus fijiensis CBS 313.89 is the source of this 473-nucleotide messenger RNA. RefSeq lists its product as uncharacterized. Bases 118 to 372 code for a protein of 84 amino acids. The record is from RefSeq and is a predicted model, not a curated record. The transcript has 4 exons. Lineage: Eukaryota; Fungi; Ascomycota; Eurotiomycetes; Eurotiales; Aspergillaceae.